GGAGAGUCGGUUCCUUUUUGAAUACAGUGAAUCAUCUCCAUGGGCGGAAAGAAACGUUAGCUCGUGACACUGGCGUUGUUUUGAUUUAUCCUACAAUAAAAUAAACAUAAAAACACCAUCAUGUCGGAAGAAAUUGAAGACCCCAAGACUGUCGAGACGACCGAGGAGCAAAAAGAAGCAGGGAGUGAAGUGAUUUGUCCAGAGAGAGCAGAAGAAGCCAAGCUGAAGGCCAGAUAUCCGAACCUGCCAGCCAAAGCAGGAGGAUCAGACCUGCUCAGGAAACGACUGCAGAAAGGGCCAAAGUACUUCGACUCAGGCGACUACAACAUGGCCAAGGCGAAGAUCAAGAAUAAGCAGCUACCGUCGGCACAGACGGAGAAGGCGGAAAUCACCGGCGAUCACAUUCCCACGCCUCAGGAUCUGCCGCAGAGGAAAACCUCGUUGGUGGCCAGCAAGCUGGCAGGCUGAUCCCCGCCCCGUCCUCCAACAGCUCUCUCUCUCUUCUCCCUCAUUAACACACCAUCCCUUCCUUUUCUCUGCUCAUCUUUUGCGCUCCCUUUUUACCUCCAAUGUAUAAUAUACACUGAAACCAGAGGCGUGCGGGUGUGCCAGCGUCGGAACACGGCUAGUGAGGGACGUAUAAAAAAAAUUUAAAAAGAAAAAAAAAAAUUAUAAUAAAUAAUAAGGUCUGUAUGAAGAUUUCUAUCUGUGCCGUAGGAGUAGUAGACGGAACGUGUACAUAUUUGCUUGUGAGAAAAAACGAAGCGACAGGAUUUUACAAAGGUUUUAUGUUCUAAUCGCACCAUUCCUGAAGAUCACACACUUUAGCGCAGUAGCGUGCUUGAACGAUUGAUUCGCCAUCGAAUACGACCUCUGAUAACGAUCAUGUACUUGAGCUGUUUCCCCUGUUAACGUUUGAGCUUCACACACACCAGAUCGGACCACACCGCCCGAAGCCGGUCACGUCUAGAUGCACGUGGCUGCCGUUGGCCUCGUCGCCUCCGAUCCGAAACAAAGGCCUUAAUCACGUCACGGUUGUAAAGCAGCAACCGUGAGCCUGAAGGCUAAUGGCCAACGCGAUCAAACCUCAAGCCCAAGCUUCUCACCGAGGGUCUCCUCGCCGAGUAUUUAGAAACAAAACACUACAACAUCCGGCCGUGCGUGUGUGUAUGUGUGUGAGAGAGAGUGUGUGUGUGUGUGUCCGCCGCAGUCACUUAUGUGCCAUUUGAUUUGUAAAUAAAAUAGUUUUGCAAACUUG
Clarias gariepinus (North African catfish) is the source of this 1258-nucleotide messenger RNA. It is a transcript of the gene arpp19a, whose product is annotated as cAMP-regulated phosphoprotein 19a. The coding region runs from base 121 to 468 and encodes 115 amino acids. Gene Ontology annotation, cellular component: cytoplasm. The record is from RefSeq and is a predicted model, not a curated record. Gene Ontology annotation, molecular function: protein phosphatase inhibitor activity. The transcript has 3 exons. NCBI's taxonomy places the organism in Eukaryota, Metazoa, Chordata, Actinopteri, Siluriformes, Clariidae.